Molecule: messenger RNA, 1399 nt
Organism: Amphimedon queenslandica
Lineage: Eukaryota; Metazoa; Porifera; Demospongiae; Haplosclerida; Niphatidae
Exons: 4
Coding region: 183-1304 (373 amino acids)
Source: RefSeq, a predicted model, not a curated record
UCUCUCUCCCUCUCUCUCUCUCUUAGCCUGUUGAUAUAUCAGCUCAAGCCACUACUCUCAUUGGUAAACACGUCAGUGUCAUUAGAUCAAAGCACACCAUAACUGUAAGAUUUCCUGAUGGAACUCCUGAUACUGUUCUACCGGCAAACAGUAGCUAUUCAUUGAGAGAUCUUUUUGAUAACAUGAUGGUAGAGAAGGAGAAAGCUCACAGCUAUUCUGUCUAUCUUGAAGGAGCAAGGGCACCCAUGGAGCUAAACAUGUCAGCAGGGAAGCUUGAAGGACACACCGUCCAUUUAAAAUAUAACCCAUCAAACACUUUCCCCAGUAACACAGCCUCUACUCCUCCCAAAAAGACUGCUUUUAAUGAUGGUCUACCCAGUACUGCGUCAAGUUCAUCAGCAAAACUUUCUGAGGGAGUUGAUGAAUUAUUCUCUAUGAUAGCUCGUCUCAGUGCUGAUACGUUACAAGACCAGUCCAUUAUUGAAGACAUGUCCCCUCAAGCGGCCUCCUCACCAAAAGACCCCAAGAAAGGAAAGUGGAUUGCCCCUAGAGCGUCCCCUAAAUUCUCUCGUGUGAAAAGUGGAACCUCCAUCCCUGAGAGACGGUUGGGACUCACCCAAUCUGUUCCUCCUCGCUCCGUCUCCCCUCCAGUCUCCAUGAUGAACUCGCUCCCUGUCCCUCACUAUCCUCCUCCUCCUAAAUCAGAUCCGCCUAACGCUAGCCUCUAUGGUGACUCUUAUACUUACUCAUCUCCUCCGAAGCAUAUACAUCAACGUUCAGCCGACGCCAUGUCUGGGAUCAGUAUCGGAUCAGGAUCAAGUGUUGAUUCAAUCACGCACGAGUUCUCUGCUGAUAGGAGAGCAUUUGUGCACAAUAACUUGAGAGAGUGGGUCAAUAAUUCGACCACUAACCCGCCACAGUACUUCCCCACUGCUCUUGGUAGUCAGGACACACUCGAUAGGACGGACGGACGGACGCUGGUUGGCGGUCGUACCAGUCUACCUAAUAGCCGUGGUUCCAGUCUCACUCGGGGCCACGCCCCACUAGCAAAAUCUUACUCCGCCCGCCCUCUUUACCAGACUGAGUUGAGUGGUUCCUUUCAACGUCACAACGGAGGAAACUCACAGUCUUCUGGUCGACUAGGCCCUGGUAGUACUGUUGGGUCUGAUAGACAGUUUUCAGAUACGGAAUCUAUGGCUUCGUCUAGUUGUCAUAGCAACGCCUCGGGGAAGAGAGUGCCGCUCUCUCCAACGACUCACGUAUUAGUAGUAGAGGAUCAGCAGCACAGUGAGACUUUUGUCUGAGAGAUGACAAAAAUAUACAUAAUCAUGUAUUAUUAUUAUUAAUUAUUAUUAUUAUUAUUAUUAAUUAUUAUUAUUAUUAUUAUUAAUUAUUAUUA